AUGGUUGGAACAAGCAUGGCUUUCUUUGAUGACAGAAGGGUGAAAAAGCGAGAAGAUCAAUGGCAAAGGAUUUUUGACAAGUAUUCAGUGGAAGACCCGAUCGAUGACGUUAUUGAUAUCCGGACGCUUACCAUAAUCGAAGACAACGGGCACAUUCGAGGCAAGAAGCGCCAGCCCUUUGGAGCAACAGACUGGGCUUCAAUAUGUAAUGGAGCAUCUUCUGCUCCCGCUCCGAAAAAGAGGAGGAAGGCUUUGAAGAGUGAGGAGAGCACUCCAGCUCCAGCUCCCAAAAGGAGGCAGGUGCGGGCUAAGAAAGACGCUCCAGGACCCGCUCCUAAAAGGAAGCAAUUGGAUGCAGAUGAGGACGUUUCAGCUCCUGCUCCCAAAAGGAGGCCAGUGAGGGCAAAGAAGGAUGCUCCAGCUCCUGUGAUGAAAAGGAGCCAUGAGCAGGCGGAUGAGGGCACUCCAGCUCCUGCUCCCAAGAGGAGGAACAUGCGGGAGAAGAAGGACGCUCCAGCUCCUGCUGUGAAAAGGAGGCAUGUGCAGGCAGACAAGGGCAUUCCAGCUCCCCCUCCAAAAAGGAGGCGCAGGGAAGAAUUCGAAGCCAGGGAACAGGAUGAGGCCAUUGCAGGUCCAUCGAACGUCCGCCCGAUCGCAAGGAGCCGAUUGGAGGACAUUUGCAGUCAGUUGUGGCAAAUGCAGCAGCAGGUGUCUUCCAGGGACCAGGGUUGUGACGUUGACGCCACAUCAUCACCGGCUGUGACCCACUUCCCGGCAUGCCGCACCACGCGGCAAUCCUCCUCCUGCUCCUCCUCCUCCAUCAUCCCCCGGGCGGCACGUCGCGCCCGGCGGCUCUCCUCCAGCUCCUCUUCGGCGCCAUCGGAGGACAUCGGCCCGGAUGCCGCCGACACGGACAUCGCCGCCCUGCCUGCCGCCCGAAAUCCUGUUGGGGUGGUUGCUGAUGGCGAAGACGCGGUUCCGAAGCGGAGGUGCCGCCCCGUAUUGCCGCCCCCGCCCCCGGUGCGUCGUUCGACGCGAGCGGUGUGGCCGGUCGAGCGGGUACCAGGCACCUGCCAAUUCGUUGCCGUGCCGCCCCCGUCUGCUGCCCCCCAGCAGGCGUCCCCGAACAGGUAA
This is a messenger RNA of Uloborus diversus, 1134 nucleotides long. RefSeq names its product serine/arginine repetitive matrix protein 1-like. Gene Ontology annotation, cellular component: nucleus. Lineage: Eukaryota; Metazoa; Arthropoda; Arachnida; Araneae; Uloboridae. The transcript has 14 exons. Gene Ontology annotation, molecular function: protein heterodimerization activity; histone binding. The coding region runs from base 1 to 1134 and encodes 377 amino acids. The record is from RefSeq and is a predicted model, not a curated record.